CCUGCAAAUGUUACUUCAUCAAAUAAUGAAAUAUAUGGAGUAAUACCUUAUAUCGCUCCAGAAAUAUUUGAUGGUAACAAAUUUUCAAAAGAAUCAGAUAUUUAUAGUUUUGGUAUAAUUAUGUGGGAAUUAACGAUAGGUUGUAAACCUUUUGCUGAUUUUGACCAUGACAUUGAUCUUAUUUAUAAAAUUAUUGAUGGAAAACGACCUGAAAUCACAGAUGAUACUCCUAAAUGUUUUAGUAAUUUAAUGAAAAAAUGUUGGGAUUCUGAUCCUUUAAAAAGACCUCGUAUAGAAGAAAUUCGUAAAACCAUUGCUUUAUGGAGAUGUGCAAUAAAAAAUAUUUUACAUUCACAUAUUAAUCAAGCUGUAAAUAUGGAAGAUGAUGAAUUUAAUCAAGCUGAAAAAAUACGAUUGGGAUUAAUAAAGAUAAACAAACUUGAUCCUAGAUUUGCCGUAAACUCUCAUCCUGGAGCUAUUUAUACUAGCAGAUUAUUAAAUCCUUUAAUCUCUGACUCAGAGUCAUUAUCUAUUAGUUUAUCAUCAUCAACUUUUAAUAAGAAACAAGGUAUUAAUUUUUUUAUCUUAUUUAUAAUACUUAACGUUAUAAUUAUUUUUAAGCAUUAAAGUAUAUUUCAAAAGAUCUUGAGUUUGAUAUUAACAAUGUUAAACGGUCAUCUUUAUCAGAAUUAAAUUCUACUACUCAGAAUUCAGUGAAUAAUAUUCAAUGCCCAAAUGCGAUUUAUACUAGUAGACCAUUAAAUGAAAUGUUUCCAAUAAAACAAG
Rhizophagus irregularis DAOM 181602=DAOM 197198 is the source of this 786-nucleotide messenger RNA. NCBI's taxonomy places the organism in Eukaryota, Fungi, Glomeromycota, Glomeromycetes, Glomerales, Glomeraceae. The record is from RefSeq and is a predicted model, not a curated record.